This is a messenger RNA of Diversispora eburnea, 1002 nucleotides long. Lineage: Eukaryota; Fungi; Glomeromycota; Glomeromycetes; Diversisporales; Diversisporaceae. The record is from the annotation of a GenBank genome assembly.
AUGUUUUCCUUCCUUCAAAAACCCACUAAUAAUGAUCGAUUCGAAGUUAAAUUAAUGACAAUGAAUUUUAUAUCAAGAAUGAUAGGAAUUCAUAAACUUAUUUUAUUAAAUUUUUAUACUUAUUUAAUUCGUUACAUACAACCACAUCAAAGAGAUGUGACAAUGGUAUUAGUUAUUAUUGCUCAAGCAAGUCACGGAUUGAUUCCACCUGAUGUAUUGGAACCAGUUAUAAAAGCUAUUACGAAUAAUUUUGUUUCUGAUCAUUGUUCUAAUGGAGUUAUGGCUGCUGGAUUAAAUGCCAUAAGAGAAAUUUGUGUUCGUCAACCAUUAGCCAUUGAUGCUACCUUAUUACAAGAUUUAACCGAAUAUCGUUCAGAUAGGGAUAAGAGUGUGAUGAUGGCUGCAAGAUCAUUAAUUGGAUUGUUUCGUGAGAUUAAUCCAGAAUUAUUAAAGAGAAAGGAUAGAAUUAUCGCUGAUAAAGUUGAAGGAAUAGAAUUAUUGGAAGAGUAUAAACAAAAAAUGCAAGAAGUAGAAAAUGGAUGGGAAAUAUUAUCAAAUUCAACAUCUGAAGAUGACGACGAAGGUUGGAUUGACGUUUCUUCGGAUGAAGAUCACGAUAUUCUUCUUACACCAGCAGAUUUCGCCAAAUUAAAUGAACUCAAAAUGGAACACAAAGCAGAAUUAAUGGUCAAUGGAUCUAAACAAGAGCAUUCUGAUAUAGUUAAUGUUAAUACAAUCAUCGGUCCCCGUAAAAAAGCCAAACAAGAUUAUGAAGAACGUUUAGAAUCAAUUAAAGCAGGAAGAGAAGGUCGUGAGAAGUUUGGUCAUAAAAGCAAGAAAGUUGAAGGGACAAGUACCACUAAUAGAGAAAAAAAGAAACGUAAGGCUUUCAUGAUGGUAGUACAUAAAAAUGUGUUGAAGAAAAAGAAAAUGAGUUUAAGAGAUAAACAGAUACGAUUAACUAAAGGAACUAAAGGCAACAAAAAAAGAUCAAAAAGAUAA